Molecule: messenger RNA, 636 nt
Organism: Homalodisca vitripennis (glassy-winged sharpshooter)
Lineage: Eukaryota; Metazoa; Arthropoda; Insecta; Hemiptera; Cicadellidae
Exons: 3
Coding region: 1-636 (211 amino acids)
Source: RefSeq, a predicted model, not a curated record
AUGUCCGACCGGCCGCGAUAUGAGCGUUCAGAGCGACUACGUCCAUAUUCUAGUCGUUUUGAAGAUUUUGUGGACAACGAAUUAAAUGGAGACGUUAGUGAUCUAGAGAUCAGUGAUGAUGAAGAUGCUGAUCCAGAUUUUGAACCGGAAGAACCUAUCCAGCAAGCGCAGGAGGAGACAUCUGAAGACGACAGUGAUUCGGAAGGUGGUGUAACUCAGGUGGUGGCAAAUCCUGCAAUCGAACCUUCCACACGCAUGGUUCAACCAAGAGGUUCCAGACGAUCCAGUGUGACUUCAGUAAACCAGCUUGGCACUCACACUCAAGUAACUACUCCGGAGCAAAAUGAUGAAAACUUACCAAGUCAAACAAGAACUUUUUGGAAAAAACAGGUUAGUUUUGAUCCACUACCUCCUGCUCCUGCUUACGAAGAAAUAAAUCAAAACGCACUCAAUAUACCUCCUCAAUAUUACGUCAGCAAGUACAAUCCUGACGAUAUUUUCAAUGUGGUUACUAACCAAACAAAUCGCACUUACAUCGAAAACAAAGGUCGUCCAUUAAUUUCCGGUCCUAAACAAACCAAAAGGUUUUUUGGUGCAGCGAUCAAAAAUGUCGAUUAUGGGUCUCCCACGAACUAG